Lates calcarifer (barramundi perch) is the source of this 5192-nucleotide messenger RNA. RefSeq names its product exostosin-1b-like. The record is from RefSeq and is a predicted model, not a curated record. Lineage: Eukaryota; Metazoa; Chordata; Actinopteri; Centropomidae. Gene Ontology annotation, molecular function: glycosyltransferase activity. Gene Ontology annotation, cellular component: membrane.
GCUGCAUGUGUGCCUGUGAUGCUGAGUAAUGGCUGGGAGCUGCUUUUCUCUGAGAUCAUUGACUGGAACACAGCCGCAGUCAUCGGCGACGAGAGGCUCCUGCUGCAGAUUCCAACCACGGUGCGCUCCAUCCACCAGGAUAAGAUCCUGUCCCUCAGACAGCAGACUCAGUUCCUCUGGGAGGCCUACUUCUCCUCUGUUGAAAAGAUAGUGCUGACCACUCUGGAGAUCAUCCAGGACCGUGUGCUGGAGCACAGCUCCAGGAGCAGCCUGAUGUGGAACAGUCACCCUGGGGGACUUUUCGCCCUGCCGCAGUACUCUGGAUACCUGGGAGACUUCCCUUUCUACUACGCCACACUGGGCAUUAAACCGUACCCCAAGUUCACAGCAGUCAUCCACGCUGUCUCCCCACUGGUGUCCCAGUCCCAGCCCAUACUCAAGCUCCUGGCAGCUGUGGCCAAGUCCCAGUACUGUGCACAGAUCAUUGUCCUGUGGAACUGUGACAAGCCUCUCCCCGCAAAGCACCGCUGGCCUGCCACCUCAGUGCCCGUCAUCGUCAUCGAGGGAGAGAAUAAGGUGAUGAGCAGCCGCUUCUUGCCCUACGAGACCAUAGUGACCGACGCUGUCCUCAGCCUGGACGAGGACACAGUGUUAACCACCACAGAGGUGGACUUUGCCUUUACAGUCUGGCAGAGUUUUCCGGAGCGCAUUGUUGGUUACCCCGCCCGCAGCCACUUCUGGGACAGCAACAAGGAGCGCUGGGGCUACACAUCCAAAUGGACCAACGAUUAUUCGAUGGUGCUGACUGGGGCCGCCAUCUACCACAGGUAUUACCAUUACCUGUACACCAACUACUUGCCGACUAGUCUGAAGAACAUGGUGGAUCAGCUGGCCAACUGUGAGGAUAUCCUGAUGAACUUCCUGGUCUCUGCUGUCACUAAACUGCCACCCAUCAAGGUCACACAGAAGAAACAGUAUAAGGAGACCAUGAUGGGGCAGUCUUCGAGGGCUUCUCGUUGGGCCGAUCCAGACCACUUCGCCCAGCGACAGACAUGCAUGAACAAGUUCGCCAGCUGGUUUGGCGCCAUGCCGCUGGUCCACUCUCAGAUGAGACUGGACCCCGUCCUGUUCAAGGACCAGGUCUCCAUCCUCCGCAAGAAAUACAGGGACAUUGAGAGGCUCUGACAGGACCGGCGCCCCCUUGGGGGAGACCCCACACAGGGGGAGGCGCGAGAGACUGACUCAGUGGAGAGUAGAAGGAGUAGUAGGACUACAGCAGGAUGGACAGGGAGCGACACAGCUCUGUCUUCCACCCAGCACAUUGCCAAUGUCCACAGCGCCGCUGCUGCCAGAACUUGACGUGGGAAGGGAUGAACAGGAAGCAAGCAGAUGGCAUUUGGAUUUGAAAAACACAAACAAAAAACGCAAACACAGACAGACAAAGAGGAGUACACAAACUGAUGGACAAGCCAAACAGUACUGUAUGUUUCGCAAAUGUGCAAACACACAGCACACACUACUGACGACGAGAACUCUUGAAUAGAAUAUUUUUUUGUACAACACGAACAAGGACGACAUUGACUUUCCUGCUCUUUCGGCACAUGUGCAGGACGGUAGAAGAGGGAAGGUGUCCAUGAUCGCUAACCUGGCAACCCCCACCCACUACAAAUCCUACUGGUCACCCCUAGCAACCCCAGUCUGCAUCAGGACAUUUUACUGGACUCACUACCAAACCCCUGCUUUAUAUAGCCUGGGAAACACUGUUCUUUAGUUGGUUUGAUAUCAUUGUACAAAUCCAGCUCUCAGUAUCACUGUUGACCCUUUUCCCUCACGGAGAGGUUUUGAAUCGGAGCGUCAUCAGUUUUUAAUAUUCUCCUUUUCCAGGCGGGGGAAGUAAACAGCAGUGUCCAACCUGUUAUUACAAGGUUUUUCUUGGAGAAGCAGCCAUUAUUUUCUGAUAUUCUCAUCUAUCGUCGCACAUCUUUGAGCCUCAAAUCUAAAAACAUCCUGUCUGUCCUAUCCUUGGCUCAUUCCUUGAUGUGCUGAUAUGGCUUUUAUAAUGGUCUAUCUGCUUCCCUGUUAUCACUAAGAUAAGUUAGAAAAACAUCUUGUUUUUAUAUCCUAUUUUCCUCUCAUACUCACCAUGGCAGUUGUACUUUUCUUAUCUUUUUUUCCCACUUACUUUCAUCAUCUUUUAUUUCCCCCUUCAAACUCUCUGUACUUUCAGUCUUCUGUGCAAGUGUGUGUCUGUGUGUGUGUGUGUGUGUGUGUAUGUGUACAGAGCCUUGAAAAGUUGGCUCAUCCAACCAUAAGCUCAAGCGGAGUACAUUUUCCCUCCGUUGGAAUGAGUGAAAUGAACAUUUCUGGAUGAAAUGGAGCAGAACGCUGCAUUCUAACCCAAACUUGUUUCGCCCGUUUUUUUUUGGUUUUUUUUCCUUCUUCCUGCAAGGCCUCAGAGCACUAUCCUCACAGGGAGAAAAUUUCAGACUAUAGCAGGUCUUUAGUGACGAGCAUCAUUUCACAGGAGUGCUUGUAGAGAGAUUUUUUUAAACGCUGAGUGCAUCAGUGCCAUUCUGACAUCAGGGUCUGCCUUUAAAAAUUGUUUAUUGCACAUCACGUUGCCUACAUCAGUUUCAGAUGCCUGGACACUCUCCUGUUGAAAUAUUCUGGUCAUCAGUCCAAUGUGGCUCUCCUGCUGCCAUGAUUUUUUUUUCUUUCUUUUUUUGCCGUGACAUAUCAGAGAACCUCAGAGCCAUUAAAUUGACAAAAGGUUUUCUCCUCCAUUUGUCAGGCAGAGAUACGUUUGGGCUUCAAUUAGGUAAACCUAUUUCAUUUAGAGUGCUGUUUUUUCCCCGGGGACAAGCUGUUGAUAAAACACUCUAACAUUAUGGACCAUUGUGUUUGUGACCCACAAACAUGACCCUCUGGCUAAUGCUAGCCUUGGGAGGACAGCUUUUUCUUUUUCCCCAAACCCCAACACAUCCUCCCCUGUGGUUGUGCUUGUCCAUUACUUGUAACAACUACUUCACAUUACUGUUGUAUCCACAUCAAACCGCCUGACAUUUUGCACCUUAAAUUACUUUAUUGAUAUCAGACAACCAGAUCAAAAUGCUAAAAUAACCAGCUUUCUCAGCCUUUAAUUGAUCAUUUCAAAGAAAAAGGGCUGUCUGAGAAAAUGGCUGCUCCACGCUGUCAUUAGGUCUGCGUGCGGCCGAGAGCACAGACAGUCCACUCACACCAUUUAGUCUGCAGACACUUGAAUGAAAGCGGCGUGCUUUUAGUGGCCUUUCUGUCAGGCAGGCAUUCAACAUAAUGUCUCAGCCAAAGCUUUUCAGUGCGCAUGUUAAUCAGUAGCUGUCAUCAUCAAUAUCAAUGUCACAUAUUCAAUGAAUGGUUUACUUUCAGCGUUUCUCAUUCAUUUGUUUAUGUUUUGUUCUACAAAGAGUUUAUAUAAAAUGUAUUGGAAAGCCUUUACAGUGUCAACAAGGGUGACACUCAUGCUUUUGAAGUGUCAUGUACAAUACCACAGCAAAGCUACUCUGUUUCAGUAUAUCAAAACCAGCAGGACCAUCAUAUGUUUUUUUUUCCUCACAUAUAAUGUUUGUAUUUACAUUCUGGGACUUUUUUUGCCAGGAGAGAUUUAUGAUCUGUUUAAUGUGGAGUCAUAACAAAAAGUGUUCGAUCAUCUUUGGUAUGUGACUCUGGGAAAAACAUAGUCCUCAUUUGGUCUGCAUCUGUUCCCUAUUUCAUCUACAGUGAACCAUAUUGUUUGAAUCCAUAUCAAGCCUUUUAUGUCUGAUUGUUUGAAUCACUGUUGUUAAUCAUCUCAAGAGAAUGGCAUCCCCCAGCUUUGCAAAAAAAAAAAAAACACCACCCAUUUCAAAUCCCUGCAACUCUCAGCACUGUACAUAGACAUAUAUUUAUUUUUUGGAAGAAAAAAAAAGACUGUGUACGAUUUGAGAUGACGUGGCACGAACAUGAGACUGAUCCUGCAUCGCUGAGGGGAGUUAAUGGUAUUUAUUCAUUUUAUUUUCGACACGCUGUGCACAUUAAUCCACGCAGAUGCCGAUACACAGCUCUUAUUACGUUUCACUCUGCAUUGGUUUUCCAGGGAAACAUCUAUCACACUCGCUUCGCUUUCUAAUACAGAGCUCCCCGAGAGAGAAAGAGAGAGAGGGGGAAUGUUUUCGGAGUUGUGGUAGUAGUAGUUUUAACUCCUGAAAAGAUUGCAUACACCAGUGAUCUAGGAUUGGAUUGGGCUGCACCAUCUUGGCUCUCCACGGGAGUCAAAUUGCAAAGUCCCAAUAAAGACUACGCCAACUGAAACAUGGAAAAUAAUAAGCAGCUGCGUCCCCUGUACCAGAUGGAAACAUUUUCAGAUUUGCAGUAACAUCUUCCCCUAAUGCAUUACAAUAAUGGAUCUGGGGCUCUGACACAGUUGUGUUUAAAUUGCCUCUUUUCACAGCUUGGUUUCAGGUCAGAUAACUUGGCAACAGAAAUUGUCCCAUCUUUCAGUUGGCACGCCGUACAGUUUAUAAUGGAGUUCAGAGUGUGAUCGAUGCGAGUUAGGCCACAAGGAAAACCUCUGCAUCCACUCAAACGCCUGUCAUUUGAUCGGGAGAGACAUUAUGCAAGUUGUCGCUGUGUGCUUCAACACAGAUGGAAGAAGGUUUACCCAAAAUGCGCCAGGCAGUUGGUGUUUAUAGUGACGGCGGCAUGUGUUCUGGAAACUAGUCUGUUCUUGAUUUGUGCCUUUUAUCAACAUUUGAGUUCUUGACAUGCCGAGCACUGUCUGUCCCUGACUGUUUCCAUAAAGACGGGCAGCAAUAGCACCAAUGUGCAGGGCCUGAACAGCCCUGCCCUUCAUACACUGGAUGAGACACAGCUUCCAUUCUCUUGAUAUAACACCCCGUUUUCAUCUUUGUGUUCGGACACUGUUGCUAAGGCGACCACGCAUGACCACUUCCUGUUUGGGAUUAUUUAUCAGUGAUUUGGCUUUAUUGCAUUACCAAUCAGCAGUAAUAUCUGUUGAUCUGUAAGGACUCGGUCAAAACCCAGCUGUCCUGAUGCCUUCUCCUCCCUCCUACCUUGUAAUUAACGGAAGACUUUUAUAGAGGUCACAAAUGAAAUAGAUAAAUGCCAAUUUUGUAAGAAUGAUUUAUAAAAAAAAUAAACUCAUAUUUGAUGAUAAA